Molecule: messenger RNA, 7468 nt
Organism: Paramuricea clavata
Lineage: Eukaryota; Metazoa; Cnidaria; Anthozoa; Malacalcyonacea; Plexauridae
Source: the annotation of a GenBank genome assembly
UUUAGCUGAGAAAAAACUAUGGAUAUGUUUGUGAUAUGAGAUGUUUACAAGAUUCUCUUGGUGAACUGGUGAAAAAAGGUAAAUUGAAAUUCGAAAAGAAAAUAUCAGAUCUAUGUGUAGUAUACAGAGGCCGAGGAACCGGGGGGCAUUGGGGGAAAGUGCCAGCCCCCACUUUUUGCGCAAGGAGAAAAUGUGCCUUUUUUUGGAAUAAAAGUGCUUUUUUUCCAGCAAUUAAAGAGGAAUUAUAAAUGCCCCCUUAAGCUAAGAAAAGAAGUCUACAUAUGCCCUCUCUUAUCGAAAAUUAUGCGCGUAGUAAACAAGGAGAGAACUGGUGAACUGGACUUAAAUUUGAUUGCUAAGGACUUUGUUAUCGAAAACGACCAGAGACUUAGAUUUUUUGGCAAUAUUGAAUGAAAUUGCAUUAAGGGCCUGUUCAUAUGAGCUGGGCUGGCCCGGUAAACCGGGCUGACUCGCAGGUGUCCAGAUAUCGCCUCGUAUAUUGUUUUUAUAUGUUCAUGAGAUUUGAUUCACAUGAGAACCGGGAUGGCCCGGUUUGCCGGGCACCCGUCUCAGCGAGGCGAAAUCUUGCCGGGCUCAUAUAACCACGUACAAUUAGCGGCCAGCUCGGCAAACCGGGCUGGAAAUUGUGUCAUAACGGAUGCUUUAUUCUACCUAGAAACCAUCUAAGAAUUCAAAACAAGUAAGAAAUCAACAAUAUAUCAAAACUUCUGAAACAGUUUCCGUCAAUAAAUUAAAACAGAUAUCACGUUCCCGCCAAAAAUCGCGCGGGAGUUUCUAUAGUGCUUGCUCGCCUCAUGUAAAACAAAUAACAACUUGGCCCGGCAAACCGAGCUAGACCGGUUUAACGGGCCAACCCGGCUCAUAUGAACAAGCCCUAUUUAAUAAAAAAUUGAAAAAUUAAAUUUGUGGUUAAUCAGUGUAAUUCAUGUUUAGUUUAGGACACAGAGCUAUCAGGGAAUACAUAUAUAAACAUCCAAGGCUAUAUAUUGCAUGCGUCCAAACCUCUAAACCUUCUAUAAGGACGCAUCUAACAUAUUUAGAAUGUUUGCUGACUCAAGCGCCCUUUCUCUUCAGUGCCCCUCCCAUUUCCAGGUGUUUUCGCGGCCUCUGCAUGCAGGCAAUAUAUAUUACAUGUAUUAAUCAGCCGCGUUUUUAAGGUUACAGAACACCUUUGAGUGUUAAUUUUGCCUCAAUUUUUUUUAUUGGUUUUAAUGAAAGCAUUAGCUUAGUUCUACUAUCUGACCAAGUUUGAACGAAAAAUGUUGAAAACUCGCAGAGUUAUUUAAUAAAAUACAUUUCGCUGCAAGAAAAACAUUGAAAAUGUAAUAUUCAAAUUCAAUUUUCUCCCGAAAAAUUUUACGGUAAUUACUGAUUUUCAAACGAGUUGUGCUCCUGCGGGUUUUAACUAAUUUUCUCAAAUUUUCCCAGGACAUAGCUAAAUACGUCAGUUUCAAAAUUGUGUUCGGCUUUUUCUUAAUUUUGGAUAUUUUAAAAAUAAAGAGCAAUUCACUCAAACGAUUUAAAAAUAUAUUGCAGUCGUCAAAGAAAUCGCCAUAUCAGCGGAAUGACGAAAUAAACAAAAAUUUCCGAACACAAUUUUUCAGAACAACUAUUUUACUGUAUUUAUUAUAUACAUAUAUGACAAAAUUACUGCAAUCUGAUUGGUUAAGAGGAGUGCAAUUAUUUCAUUAAUUGCACUCUCCAGGAUACCCUGGAUUCCAGAGCCUUCGACAGUAAAUAAUAAAUUGAAAUGUCGCGAAGGCUCUGGUUCAACGGGGCGAUUCUUUGAUUAAGCCGCGCCAAUCACAAAACAGAAUCGCCCCGUUGAACCAGAGCCUUCGCGACAUUUUAAUUUAUUAUUUACUGUCGAAGGCUCUGGAAUCCAGGGUAUCUCUAGCCUGCAUGGCAGGCGGUACGUAGGAAAUACCGCCUGCCGCAAAACUGGGGUAUUUCCUUAGCCUGCAUGGCAGGCGGUACGUAGGAAAUACCGCCUGCCGCAAAACUGGGUGUAAAUGAACUACCGCCCCUGAAGCAUCAACGCUAUUUAUAGAUGCAUUAAUUAAGUAAAUAUUCAAAAUUAGCCACUCCCAAGCUGCUCCCAAGUCCCAACUGCCCAACAUAAAAUAAAUUCCUUGAUUCUCAUCACCGCCCGACUGAAUUUUAAAAUCCUCGUGAAAACGUUUUAUUUUUCGUUAUACAAUAUAAAUGUACCGCCCGACAAAAUAAUUCAAGACAGUUAAUUUUUUCAUAUUUUAUAUAGAGUUUUUAUUGCCAUUUUAAACUUCCAAUUUGAAACAAACAGAAUUUUGAGUGAAAUUUCAUUGUAUUUUAAAGAAACUCAGUCAUUCUGUCAUUGUUCGUGGAGAUACGAACUAUUGAUAUAUAAAUUAUAUAAAUAUAAAAUAUAAAAAAUAAAUCUCCCACUGUCUUCGACAUUUCAAAGUGUAGACUGUGUCUAGUGAUGAGAAUCAAGGAAUUUAUUUUAUGUGUUAAUAUAAACCAAGCCCGUUUAGCCGUUUAGCUGCCUUAAAACGGUGGUUUAAUAAGCUCAAAAUACAAAGCAAAGUCUAUACUAUAGAUUCAUCAUCAGUCAACAACCAAACUGAAAGUAUUGAACCUUAUAGAACGAUAGUUUUUAUUUGUUUACAACUAUACAUAUUCAACGGGUAUAUAAGAGUUUAACUGUUAUUUGAUAAUUACUGCAUCAACCGGCCCCUUGUUUAUACUUUGGAGGUUCGUAUAUAUUAAUAUCUAUCAAGUAUCUUUGGUUCAGAACAUGACGAUUCAGUGAAGAAAUAUCUCCUAAUUUCUAUCGAUAGUUUUAGUAAAAUGUCAACAUUAUUGCGAUUUAUGGCCUUUGAAAGUCAAGCGAGAUAGUAUAUUAUCAAAUUAAUACGCAUGUAAUUGUCUGAACGAAAAUAUAGACUAGCCCAUACCUUUCGCCGAUCAUAACUUCGGCCCCUUCGGACGUAUCUUCUUUGUUAAAUAUUCUUGUUCGAAUCUCUAUCAAUAACACUAUUUAGAGUGUUAUUUUUCAGCUUGUAUCUUUUAAUUUGCUUCUUUUAUUAUGUUAUUCCACUUCUGGUCUGACUUGACGUGAACUAAUUUCAAAACGCAGAGUUUCAAAACGUCAAAACAUUUGGUUAAUGAUUAACAUUUAACCGAAUUUAGCCGUUGAUUGACAACUACAUAAAAAUACUAACCAAUCCGUUUUUCCCGUUCACCAGCGGACGGGUAAUUCAAAAACCCCUAGUUUUGCGGCAGACGGUAUUUCCUUUGCUUCCCUAAUUUUCGCUGCCCGUAGAAAUACCGCCUGCCAUGCAGGCUAGGGUAUCUCCAGGAGUGCAAUUUAAUAAUGAUUUUCGUGAUGGCUGGGGGGAGCGGGAAUCAAAACAACAAAAUCCAAUAUGGCGGCGAAAUUUAGAUAAGUAUUUCUAACAAAUGUGGACGAAUUUAACUGAAUUUUGGCACAAAAAUGAGUUUAAGAAACAUUGUAUGGCAAAGAGAGCAUGUGGAAAAUACCUGGAAACAGUCUUAAGAAAUAAUCUUGGCGGGAUGCAGCGAAACGUGACUAUGUAAGUUUGAAAUACAAUUUAUAAAGAUUUUCUUAGUCUAAAAUAUGUUGUUUGAGUUUGAAUCUUGUCUAGUUUAAGUUAUGUGCCUUUAUGAGUUUAUAAUCAUUUCCCAAGUUUGUUUAUACCAAAUUGCUUACAAAAGAAUUAAAAACUCUUGACAAAUGCAGUUGAAAUAUAAAGAAAGCGAUUUUGUCAUGCAUAUAAUAAAUAAAUGAUCACACGGGCAAGUCGUGCAAUUAAUGAUUAACACUACUCGUGAUAUUUGAAAAAUGUGCCAAAUUGCACUCGCCUCGGCGGCUCGUGCAAUUUUGGCACAUUUUUCAAAUAUCACUCGGUGUGUUAAUCAUUAAUUGCACUCCUUCCCGUGUGAUUACCUAUACAAAAAUGAUAUUUUCAUAAAUAUAACUUAAAACCAGCAGGAGCACAACUCAAAAGCGUAACGGUACAGCGAUUUAAGAUUUUCUUGAAUAAUGCUCACAUUAUUUUAUUGUUUGUUAAUUUUACAACUUUACCAUAUUUUGCAUGCACUGGAGAACAUUUGGUGAAAAUUUGAUGAAAAUCGGACUGAUAUUGAGCGCGCAGUAGCGAUUUUCCGCAAAACGCCAAAAGGGGUGUCCUGUAACCUUAAAGUCUUCAGUCCAAUGCUUUCCUGGCUAUUCUUAUAACUCUUAUAAUCCAAACUCUUUAAUCUCAAACGCAUUAGUAAUUUAUGAGUAAAUUAGCUAACCAUAUCCCUUUACAGUAUUUUUCUCGCAUGAUAAUAUUGGAUACCUGGUAAAGCAUAUUUAACAAUUAGUCGCCGAAGGCGAGGUGAUUACAAGCCUAUAUUCACUGAGCCGAAGGCGAAGUGAAUAUAGGCUUGUAAUCACCGAGCCUGAGGCGACUAAUUGUUUUAGUAUAAAUUUCCAGGUGUUUACAAACAAUAAUCCACACAACUUUAUAAAAAUUCACUUCAAAUAAAUUUAUUUUCACUAUAAAUAGUUUGUUUACAAAAUUUAAAUCUCAGGCACGGCUCUGUUUCGCGUUGCGACUAAGCCAGUUUUUCUCCAAAUAAAAGCACGUAAAGUUUACUAUUUUACCUUGAAAUAUUUUUAAACCAUAUUUUGUAGCUUGUUUGGGUUUUUUCGGAAUGCUAUCUUCUUUAAUUUUGGCAAUUUCCUCUUCUGUUACUACGGCAAAACGAGCAGCCAUUUUGAAAAAAAGCUAUAGUCACUGACCAGUGACUAUCACUUCAGAGACAGUGAAUCUUGACCAAUCAGAAUGCAGAAAAAUCAAUAGUCACCUGGAAAUUUAUACUAAUGAUUCUUAGUAACUAAAAGUGUGCAGAGGCCGGAGAAGCGAACAAACAAACUUUAUUUUUACCCAUUGCCAAAUAGUAACGUAAAUUUACUUGUUCUAUUAAUUGUGACAUCAUUUUGGGACAUUAACAUAGAAAACCAAAUGUAGACCUUCUUUACGUGUAUUUUGUCGGACGAAUUGGUUGUUUCAUGUUUUAAUUGAUUAUCAAUGACUAACGUUUAUUAAAAAAAUUUAUAUUGCGAAAGAUUAUGAAAGAACUUUACCAAAGCCUGCAGUACCACGACUGGUUGAAGCUGGAUGGCAAACGAUACAAUUACGGUUUAAUACGUCAAAAUUAGAGGGAUACAGUAAUCUUCAUUAUAUUUUGGAAGUCAAGCCACAUUGGGGCACUCAAGAUAGAAAUCUCUUUGUUGUAUUUCCUUACACCAGGAAAUACCACUAUGUAAGUGGAUUUCGAUUUCUUACCCAUCCUGAAAGAAUAAUGAACCAAAUUAAUUUCGCGAUCGCAGUAUUUUGCAUUCCACCUCUUCAUUCAGUACCUACUUAAAAAUAAUUAGACUAAAUGAAACAAGGUAUUUAAAGAAAUGGUGCGGAAAUUAAAGAGUGGACAUGCACAAGACCAAGCACAUCCUGAAAGAAAUAUUCAAAAAGUAAUUGAAUAGUUUUUGGGAGACAUGGUCCAUUGCAAAAUAAUAAAUGAGGCUUACCAUCUUUAAACAUCGGACCAUCUGAGAUUCCGCGUUUACCUUAACGAUCGACAAACUCCUUUUUCAUGUAUGUAUAAUUUCUGUAAUAAUUCGGAUAUGAUAAUGCAUUCUAUCCAAUAUAGACCAACCUGACAAUAUAUGCCGUUAAAGAUCUUGAACCGAAUACUGGUUAUCAAUUCCGAGUAAUCACUAUAAAACUGAAUAAGUCGUCACCAUAUAGCAACUGGAGUAAUGUUAUUAAUACAAGAAGUAAGUGUAAAACUGACAAUCUUUUAAGCUAUAUACGAUUCAGGGGAAAAAUAAAAAUUAUCAUGUGCCUCUAAGAUAAUUGAAGCACAUGUAUAGGCUAUAUGCAUGAAUGCGCUAUAUAAAUUUUUAAAGCUUCGCGAGAGCGACAACACAUUCCAGGAAGGGCACAGAAAAAUGGCGAGAAGACGAGGAGUAUGGUGCGUCAGUAUGGAUCCUAUCAAAAAGUAUUUAAUCUACUCUAAGGAAUCGAUUUUUUGUUGGGCUUAUAAAAAAACCCACGGAGUAUGCCAAGAAGUGUUCACAUUAAAUUCUAAUUAAACUCUGUCAAAAAAGUAGCAUCUAAGAAUCUUAGUAUUUAAUUUUAACUACACUCCGUAUUUUCUAUCUUCCAGGGCAUGGUAGGAAACGCGCAAUGUGUCAUAUUCAUUUCCCCUGUCACAAUCUAUAGGGAGUCAUACUCAUUCCCGUGUUAUUAGCCUACCGCCUUUACCACUAUGAUUGCAUGGUUAUUUUCAGCAAUGACCUUUUGGAUAAUUCUAAUAUAAUAUAGUAGUGCUAUCCAGUUACAAAUACGUUGUAUCAAUUAAUUUUUAGAAAUUUGCAAGAAACUUUCAUGUGGUGUAACUAAUAUUCGCUUGGAAUUGAGAAGCCGGAAACCUUAUCAGAAGAACGAGGAAUUAAAAUCCAAAUUUCACUGGAAGCCUGCACUACGUAUGUAUUAUAAAUUGGUUUACUACACAUAUUAGUCUUUCGAACAAUGGACUAGGGUUAACAUUAUAGGAUUGCGUUAUGAAGAAAAGGGAUAAUUAUAGGUAAUAAGGUGGUUUCGAGUUCAAUUUGGAUAAAAAAACAUGCAGGAGUGACUUUUUGAAAAAGCAUCAAAAUAGCAUGAGUCUUUGGAAAACUCAAGAGUGUUUGUUUUAUCCAGAGUUGACAAGAAGCUAUCCUAUUACGUAUUAAGAGUUUGUAAAAAACAAACUCGCGUAUUGGUUGCUCAAAACCAAUCAGAUCGCACUGACUGAUUGCCAAAUGCGCAUUGUGCAUGCCUAAUAACAAGAUGGCUGUGUGUUUCUUUAGAAGUCUGUGCGGUUAUAGUAAUUUUUUAGCGCGCAAAUACCCCCAAAAUGUUUUUUGGAAAAAAGCUAAGUAAUUCAUAUUAAGCAAACAGUAGGCUCUUUGUUGGCCUGAACAAAUGUAAAUCAGAGGCUCACAAGCGUGGCAAUAGAGUGACAUUUUGAAUUUUCAAAAAGUUCGAACCUUUGCAGCCUGUGAAAAGGCUAGAACAGUUGCCAAUGUCGACUAAAUCUACCCAUAUUGGGCAUUUCGUGAGGAAAUGUAGACGGCCAUUGGUUCUUUCUUGGAACGAAAUCGUAUCGUUUGCCAUUUUUGUUGUCUUGCACUAUAAACCUGCUAAAAGUCAAAACCUUACAGCAAUCUUCGAUAUAUUACCCCAAUGAUGAAUUUAACUAUCAGUAAUAAUGUAAUUAUAUCAAUUCUGUUUCGCAGUCUCCGAGAGAGACAAGACGCAGCUGAAAUAUAUUACUGAAGAACUUUCUAGUCUGAUGAGGAAUGGUAACUGCAAUCCAGGAAAAUACUCGACGGAUAAUAGGCAUUCAG